Messenger RNA from Chanos chanos (milkfish), 2046 nucleotides. RefSeq names its product GTP cyclohydrolase 2 (gene gch2). The record is from RefSeq and is a predicted model, not a curated record. The transcript is spliced from 6 exons. Lineage: Eukaryota; Metazoa; Chordata; Actinopteri; Gonorynchiformes; Chanidae. Gene Ontology annotation, biological process: tetrahydrofolate biosynthetic process; tetrahydrobiopterin biosynthetic process. Gene Ontology annotation, cellular component: cytoplasm. Gene Ontology annotation, molecular function: GTP binding; zinc ion binding; GTP cyclohydrolase I activity. Bases 151 to 870 code for a protein of 239 amino acids.
CAGGUGAGAAGUCAGGCUUCACAAUUGCCCGGCGCUCAGCUUUGAAUAACACAAAGUCGGUCCAUUCAGAUUCAGUAUAUUCAAAGUGUUUUUUAAAAAUUUAACUUGGAAGAGCAGUCUAAUUAGUGACUUUAUCACUUUCAGCAGUAAAUGGAAUAUCAGAAAGUGUCAGACAUGAACGGCUUGUGCAACGGUAAAAUUGUCACAGAAUUUAACUGCCGCAAUGGCUUCAGCGAACUGUCUAUUGAAACUAAGAAAGCUGCAGUCCAGCGUAAAAAUGAAACAUCCCGUAAAGAAGCAGAGGACGAAUCGCGACUGCCAGCUCUAGAAGCUGCUUAUACUACCAUCCUUCAGGGUUUGGGUGAGGACACCGACCGACAAGGUCUCCUCCGGACGCCACUCCGUGCUGCUAAAGCUAUGCAAUUCCUCACCAAAGGCUACCACGAAACAAUAUACGAUGUACUGAAUGAUGCCAUAUUUGAUGAGGACCAUGAUGAACUGGUGAUUGUGAAAGACAUAGAUGUGUUUUCUCUCUGUGAACAUCAUCUAGUGCCCUUCUUUGGAAAGGUUCACAUAGGAUAUCUGCCAAGCAAAAAGGUAGUUGGCCUGAGCAAACUUGCAAGAAUUGUGGAGAUCUACAGCCGCAGACUCCAAGUUCAAGAGCGUUUGACGAAGCAAAUCGCCAUGGCGAUUUCUGAGGCCCUUCAGCCAGCUGGUGUCGCGGUAGUCAUCGAGGCAGCACAUAUGUGUAUGGUUAUGCGUGGCGUGCAGAAGAUGAACAGUCGCACUGUGACCAGCGCCAUGCUGGGCGUGUUCAGGGAGGACCCAAAAACCCGGGAAGAGUUCCUCGCCCUAACCAAGAGUGCAUAGUGCCGCCCUCCCCCUACUCCCCUGCCCCACCCACCCCAAUGAUAUCCCCAGAACACCAUCUCUACAAAAAAAAAAAAAAACUACUUGCAAUACAGACUACAAACUUUCUCCCUCUCCCUUCUGAGGCUAGCUGGCCUCCAUUACAAAUCUGACCUAACACGUCAAUCAGGGCUCUUAACCUUAUGGUUUAAUUCUCCAUGGUGGCUAAAAAAAACCCCUCUCCAAGUCUGAGUUUGUUGUUACUUCCACCAACUACUUCCAUGUGUGUACUGUAUUCUCUACAGCUGAAACUCAGGGACGGCGACAAAUGUGAAUAUACAGGCCAUGUUGUGUUUUGAUAUUUAAAUCAGAUCUUCAGUAUCUCUGUUUCAUGGCUCAGUCCCGGUGAAAACCACCCUAAACUGUUGUAGCUGAAGAGCAUAUUUGCAGUACUGAGAAAACAGAAGUUGCCGCUAACAACUCAGUAGAAUCCACAUGCAAACAUAACAUUAUAGCUUUUUUUUGGUCUUUUGAAUAGUUUUUAUUCUUUUCCUUUUAGUGUCAGGGUGUUUUAACUUUAAGGUUUAGUUCUCAUUAUGAGUGUCUUAAAAACAGUCCAUCUCAUUUAACCAUUAGUUUCUAUAGGUGAUACAUGGCACUGGUGACAAUAAUCAUGCUGUACUUGUUCUUUUAUGAAGUCUUCUACUGUCUCAUCUGUGUUGCAGGACCGGGACCACAAUAUCACGUUUUGUGCCUUUAGAUUUUUUUCUGCAUUCUAAACAACUAUUAAAACAGAGUUUAAAUGUGAACCAGGAAAUUUUGUAUAUAUUAAAAAUAGCAUUGUUUCUAUUAUGUCACUAUUUUUAAUAUUAUGAAGAUCUGUGAAAAUUGAAGGGAGCACAGAUAUUGUUCUAUUAAUCUUGCGUUUCUGAUUAGUAUUAUAGUAUAAUUCUUUGGUAAUGUCAUCUGAAUGAGAGACAUUUUAAAAAGCAGUUAAUUGAGGUUGUUUGUUGUCACAUUCACAUAUUGUUAGAAGCAAUCAUCAUUUGCAAUAUUCUGAUUUAUUACAUGUUUGGUGUAUGUUUACUUGUGUCUCAAAUUUGUACAAUCUACGUUUUUCUCCUACUAAUUUACUGAACACAGUGAAAAGUUGUGUAUUUUAAUCCUCAAAAUAAAUAAACAAAUGCCAAUAAAUUU